AAAACUAUGGAUCCUUCAGCUCGCGAUUUAAUUUUUGCAUUAUUAAAUAAAGAUCCCAAUCAAAGAUUGGGAGCUAAAGAAGGUUUAGAGGAAAUCAAAAAAUCCAAAUUCUUUGCUCCCAUUAAUUGGGCAGUAAUAGAAAAACGUGAAAUGCCUGGACCGUUAAAACCGAAUAUUACUGGAGGACAGACUGACGUUGAAAAUUUUGCUUCUGAAUUUACUGCACAAACACCAUUAUUCUCUCCAGCAGAAAAACCUUCACAAGAAUUUCAUAAAUUUUUUAGAGGAUAUUCUUUUGUUUCGCCUUCUGUUAUUUUCUCAAACGAUAAUGUAAUUGGCCAAGAAUGCCUCGAAGAAUCUGUCCAACUUUUAACUUCAAAUAAUUCUGCCUUCUUUUCAAAAUAUAAAUUAGACACAACUCCUCAGGGAUUCCUUGGACGGGGCUCUUUUUCUGUUUGUAGAAAAUGUCAAAGAUUAAAUGAUGGAAAAGAAUUUGCUGUUAAAAUUGUUUCCCAAAGAUUUGCAAAUCAAGCAAUAAGAGAAGUUCGAAUAUUGGAAACAUUAAAUCCCCAUCCACAUAUCGUUCCAUUAAUUGAAGCAAUAUCUGAUCAAUUUCAUUAUUAUAUUGUUUUGGAAAAAUUGGAAGGAGGGGAAUUAUUGGAUCGGUUGAGAAGAAUGGAAAAGUUUACAGAAAUUCAAGCAGCAGAAAUAAUGACUCAAUUAGUUUCUUCAUUACGGCAUAUGCAUUCAAAAGAUAUUGUUCAUAGAGACUUGAAGCCUGAAAAUAUUCUUUUUGCUAGUAGUGAACCUGGCAAUUAUUCUCUUCGCCUUGUUGAUUUUGGAUUUGCAAGAAUUCUCCCUUCUACUAUGCGUGGAAAUAGUGGAAGUUUUUCUUCGUCAACAAAAAAUUUAAUUACUCCUCUUUGUGGAACAUUACAUUAUGCGGCUCCGGAAGUUUUGGAAAUUGAAGAUGAAUUACCACAAUAUAAUCAACAAUGUGAUUUGUGGAGUCUUGGUGUUGUUUUGUUUACUUUACUUUCUGGAAAAGUACCUUUUCAUGCUAAAAGUCAAGCUGAAUCAGCUGCUGAUAUUAUUGCGAGAAUUAAAAGGGCUGAAUUUUCUUUUGAAGGGCCAGUUUGGGGAAUGGUAUCUGAACCGGCAAAAGAUUUAAUUACUGGUCUUCUAACAGUAGACCCAACACGUAGAUUAUCUCUUGCUCAAGUAGCAAAACAUCCAUGGUUAGAUUCAGCAAAAACUCCAGAAUCUUCUGCAUAUACAGCAACAGAAUUACCUACCCCAACAAUUUUACCUAGAAGUGCCGAUGAAACUUUUAAUGCAACAAUUUCAGCUUUUAUUUCAGCUUCACGUGAAGGAUUUCAAUUAAUGGAUGUUUAUACAGCACCUUUAUUAGUUAAAAGAAGAGGAAUUAAAAGACAAAGAGUUGGAGGAGAAAAUAUUGAAGAUGAAGGAAGAAAAGGAGGAGGAGAAUUAUUAAAUGAAAAUGAGGGGAUGAAUGAAGAAGAACAAAAUAAUGAAAGACAAAUUGGUUUUGGAAAGCAACCAGCACUUUGUUCGGUACCAGAAGGUUCUGAAACAUGUUCACCACCAACAAUUCGUCGUCCAACAACUUUAAAUGUUUUUAGCCAAGAAGAUAAUUUAAAUAAUCAACAACAACAACAUUCACUUCCCCAAAUAAAUAAUACAAAAAUUGUUGGAAAUUCUUCAGUUUUUACAGAAUAUAGAGAUACAAAACCUUCAUAUCUAAAAUAUAGCAGAGAUGAUGUUGGGGGAAAUAAUUCAAUAAAUAAUAAUGAUUUUGAGAAGAAACCGAUGAAAGCUAAAUUUUUUGUUGAAGAAAAUAGUAGUAGCAGUAACAGUAAUGAAGAUAAUUAA
Molecule: messenger RNA, 1893 nt
Organism: Meloidogyne enterolobii
Lineage: Eukaryota; Metazoa; Nematoda; Chromadorea; Rhabditida; Meloidogynidae
Source: the annotation of a GenBank genome assembly